This is a messenger RNA of Mixia osmundae IAM 14324, 1145 nucleotides long. RefSeq lists its product as uncharacterized. The transcript is spliced from 2 exons. Bases 36 to 1058 code for a protein of 340 amino acids. Lineage: Eukaryota; Fungi; Basidiomycota; Mixiomycetes; Mixiales; Mixiaceae. The record is from RefSeq and is a predicted model, not a curated record. Gene Ontology annotation, molecular function: protein binding.
CAAGGCGGUCAAGGACCCCGACAGUUUUCGCUUCGAUGGACAUUGAGGAGCGGCCUCGCAAAGUGCGCAGACUCGCUCCAGCUCCAGAUUGUAUAGCUGGCCAGCUCGUGAGCAAAGCCCGGCUUGGUCGAAGCGGCACAUACGUCCUCGAAUUGGCUGCAUUCGACUCGACUUUUGCAGCUGCCGGCUCAGACAAGUCCAUACGGACAUAUGACUCUGCGACCCUGAAGCAGCUCAAUGCGAUACAAGGCAAAGCCAACGUGACUUCCCUCACAGGGUCCGUCUGGCCAGCUCCCGUGCUUUGCAUGACAUCAGAUCAGGGCGACGCCGUGCUUUAUGAUCUGCGUACGGGCGCGCCAGGCGGCAACCUGUCGCUUAAGAGCGCCCGACCGGGAGCAUACACAUGCGGCGCGUUCGACAGCCAUCAGACGCAGAUAGCAGCAGGAACUGAACUUGCCCUGCACGAGGCGCACAUCGAUAUCUGGGAUCUGCGAGCAGCGGCGGUCGUACAUACCUACACAGAGUCGCAUUCAGACGACAUCACCUGUGUCCGUUAUCAUCCUCACAGACGACACCAGCUCUUCUCGGGAUCGACGGACACGCUCUGGACUUGCUUCGACACGCGCCUUUCGGACGAAGACGACGCCGUGAUAGCCACGGGUAACGAGGGCGCGCCACUGCGGUCGAUGAGCAUGCUGCAAGAACGCUUGGCUUGCUUGACGACCCAAGAGACCAUCUCAAUUUGGGAUCUGGCAGAAUGUGAGGUCCUUGACGAGCUCGGCGAUGUGCGCGGUCAGACAGAGCAAGGCUGGCAAAGCCAUCACGUCAUUCGUGCAGAUGUGACUGCUGAUGCUGUGCAGACAUGGCUGGGUACCGAGUCCGGUGAAUUCGUGGUGGCGAGGCAGAGCGUCGAUGAGCCAGACGCGGUACUCGCCACAUUCAGUGGCAGUCAUAGCGACAUUGUCCGUUGCAUCCAUCACGAUGUCGCCAGUGACAGAGUGGUCUCAGGCGGCGAAGAUGGUCUGAUCUGCAUCUGGAGCGCAAGCAAUGCAAGCUAGCACGAGCGAAGCAGCGCGUUUAUGAGAGAAGUUGCAAUCUACGAUCAGACACAUUGAAGAUGCGCUGCUAAUGUACUAAGUCUUGAU